Belonocnema kinseyi is the source of this 5071-nucleotide messenger RNA. It is a transcript of the gene msl-1, whose product is annotated as male-specific lethal 1 homolog. NCBI's taxonomy places the organism in Eukaryota, Metazoa, Arthropoda, Insecta, Hymenoptera, Cynipidae. Gene Ontology annotation, cellular component: MSL complex. The transcript is spliced from 4 exons. The coding region runs from base 256 to 1986 and encodes 576 amino acids. The record is from RefSeq and is a predicted model, not a curated record.
GGUUCGUUGCGUUGUUGCGGCGAAGAGUACCUUCGUGAUUUCGUGUGACUAUUUAGAAACACGCCGGUCGCCCGGGUUUAUGUGACAACGACGAUCAUUUAUCCAGCUUCUCAAAAAAACCGCAUCUCCGGGAAGAGAGGAAGUAUCAGUCUUUUUAAAACUCGUUCGCUUGAUGUGCGUGGGGCGCGGGGCGCGUGGUACGCUCGGCGCGACCACAAAUGAGCAGGACAGUCGCCGAAACAUCGGACAGGGAAGAUGUCAAACUCCUGCCCGUCGCGACUCGUGAAUGGUGAAAAUCUUAUUGGCGCUGCUUCGUCAGGAGUAACUGUCAACCCCAGCAUUUCCCAUAUUUCCCUCAACCCCAAUUUCCGAACCUCGGAGGCGAGCGGCGCCUGUUACACUUACCGCGAAUUGCGCUCCGGGUCAAAUUGUGUCGGAGGCGGCGUCCACACUGCCGUUGACUUCCAGGACGAUCACCGGUCGAUCAACGAAUCGAGCAACGCAAUUAUUCAUUUGCCGGGCUCUGCGGCAGCGGCCAUGGUAGCAGCGAUGAACGAGCACCUGUCGUCAUCCUCGGCGACGAACAGCGUGCGCACCACCACCUCCACGAGCACCAGCACCAACGCACACAACGACUUCCGAAACGUCUCCGAGGACAGCAAAGCCGGCAUCCUCGGAUUCCCAGAGGAUUUCGAUCACAUGUACGCAAGCAUGACCGACGGAGAAGCUCCUGUGACCGUAACCUCUGCACUAGGUGUCAGUCCCCUUCGGGGAAAUGAGGCGAAGCCAAGUGACCUCACGGAGGUCAAGCAUCUUAAGGAGUUACUCUUAUUACAUUUGGACCUCAUUCAACAACAAUCUGAGCAGAUCGUCACAAAGGAUAAACUCCUGGCUGCUCUGAGACAAGAAAAUGAAACGCUAAAGUUGCGUUUGGAGCGGAUGGACAGGAGAGUCAAUCUGCAAAAGCAUCGAGCAGAAGCUGCAGAAAACUCCAUCGUCUCCGAUCGUAUAGUAGGUCCUUGUUCUCCGCCAAGUCUGAAUUUAACAAGUCUUCCGUCAACUAGUGAGCAGCAGAAAAAUAUCCAAACCGAGAGUGUUAGUCCUCAAUACAAUGAAAGCUUUAAGAUACGCUUGAACACAAGUGGUGGAAUUCCCGUUGUCAAACAAGAAAUUAAUAACGUGCAUGAGGAAAAGCACGAUGUAAGCACUGAUUCGAGGCAAGAGUGGGAAGGAAAAAAGAAGAGGAGAUCCGAUCCCACACCUGUUGGCAUUAGUGGUAAGCGAAAAAGAGGAGCUUCCUGUUCCUCUUCUAGUCUUACCAAUGACCAAUGUCCCAUGGUACGAGACACCAAAAUUCUGAGCCAAGAUGGCUUGAAAAAGCCCGAGAAGAAGAUCAAGUCUCUCUUGAAGAAAGAUUUGUUCCUCACAACCGAAGAAAAUUAUUUCACAGCUGUAGGUGAUUCGAAUUAUUCGCUUUCAAUGGCAGUAUCUACUCCUCAGGAAGCUACCGCUUCUUUAGAAGUUCCCAACUGGAGGAUAAAGGUUUAUACGAGCUGUUACACUAUGGAAGGCACGGAAAAUUUGGAUGAUGAGAUAUUCAACAAGAGGCAUCUCAAAUUGGAGAAUGAUGAGAGGCGGAGGAAGCGAUGGGAUGUACAAAGAAUAAGAGAACAAAGGCACGUUGAAAAGCUGAAACAAAGGCAAGAGCGGCAAAAUCACCAAGCAACCUGUUACAAUACAAAUCACGUCGGUCCCUGUUCGUCUUCUACUGAAGAGGAAAUUGUAAAGUCGCUUUGGCCAGAUGUAGAACAAGUACAAAGCCUCCAGGUGGAUACACAAUUGCCAGUUACGGCAUUUGGGGCUGCCAUUCCCAGUUUUACCUUAAGUGAUUUCUCCCUCCCGUGGCUUGACUCGAUAAAGUCUAAAGCACGACGUCACCAGAGAGUGAAAAGGUCAACCGGUAGAAGAAAAUCUUGUAGAAGAUAAAGCUGAGGAAAGAUAUUGGUUUUAAUCCGUCAACUGUUUUACGAAAAAAAAUCGAAAUGAAGCGAUAGCGUGACUCGCCUGUUAAACUUUUUUAAUCCUAUAUUUCUAUUCUCAGUUUGUAGGGCACCAAAGAUAUUUUUUUAUGGACUUUUAAAAAAUACCUGGAAGCAAGGUAUGCGAACUAGUGUAUUACUCUCUUUUCUACAUUUUUGCCACCCUUACAUUCACCAUAGAAACUCUGCGACUCUGAAGCACAAGUUAGAUUUUUUGUAUGUCACCCGUUCAUCCAUUUUAUCGCAUCUUGGUGCGUUUUGUAAUUUAUUUCUUAGAUUCUUUUUUACUCAUUUUCUUUCGCGUACCUCGGCUAUUCUGUGUCUGGCAAGUUUAUUGAAUGAGAAGAUUCUCGCGAGAAAUGGGGAAGAGUAUCUAUUUUGCCUUUCUCACAGUAAUCCACGCUUUUCGUUUUUCAGGGAUAUAUUUUUCAAGAAAGCUACUUUCUUUGGGUGAUCGCUCAAAGCACAUAAUCUUGCUAGAGCGUCAGCGAGCGUUAGAUCAUGAAGUGAUUUUUCUUUCAAUUUGACUACGUUUAUAAAAAAAAAGGAAAAGACCUCGCUCCUGAAGCUCACGGUGAUAUAGAAAGUUAAAUUUAAGACGUACCCUAAGUUUGUCCCGAUUCACGGCAAUGUUAUAGUCUGGUGUAAACUUCAUAUAACCCCUUCAAUUUUUCAUUGAUACUCGACUCAUUACAUUUUGGUGAAUCCCGUUUCAUGAAAUAGCCAGUCGAUCUACGAUGUUAUUUAUUCGCCUAAUUAGUGAUAAAGAUUAAAACAAAACUACAGUAUUGAAUCACAAAAGCGGAAAAUUGGGAGUAGGGCAGUCCAACUUGACGUAAUUUUGCCAGGGAGGUUACUCUUGGUAGACAACAAACUUGACUCUGAUUUUGUCUUCCACGUGUAGAUAAUAAAUGCAGACAUACGUUUCUUUUCUGCGAAGACUAACCUUUCUGAUAAAUUGACGUUAAGUUCGAUUACUCAAUGGCUAAAAUGCGACAAGCCAUCUGGUGCCAAAAGUCCUGUGUAGAAAGAGUAGGCUGACAAAAAUAUUUUUCUAAAAAAAAAAUUAUAUUUAUUGUAAUAUAUACACGAAAUAUUAUUUGACUGACUAAAAAAUCUAAACUAAAUAUUAGGUUACAAUCCAUAUUUCAAUUCCAAUCGUCUUUUAUUCAGAUUAUUUGCAUGACCUGGCCUAAAUGUUUCGCUAUAUAUAUUAAUUUAACUUUAUUUAAUGCAUCGAUACUUGCAUGCUACAGUAAAAUAAGUUCUUGUACAAUAAAUGUGUUUUUCAUUGUAUAAGAUAGAAAUUCCCUCUGAAACACUUUUGUUUUCGAUGAAUAUUUACUUUUAUUAUUCAAUAAUUGUUUUAAACUUUACAAAAAAUUACACAAAUACUUUUAUGCACAAAUUAAAACGCAUGUUUCAAAGUCUAUCUACUCUUUCUGGUUCUGAUUUUUCGCGCCAGAUGGUAAAAUGGUCGAAUGCCAUUUCCAAUACAGUCGGACCUCGGUUCUAUGAACCUCGAUGUCUUGAACUUUCCCUCAUCUAGUGCCCCCAUCAAUAGUCGGCCUGUUUGUUUUUAAAGUUUGCGCAGAUGGUGCGCAGAAAUGAAAAAAAAACCGUAAUUACUUAUUGUUGCUAACAUGUCGAAUGCACAACUCUUAAUUGAGGUCCGACUGUAGGAGAUUGGGAGGGUUUUAAUGUCAGAUUUUUGUUACCGAUCUCCGAUGAUAAGAGGGUUUAUGUUCGUACUAAAAGUGUGGUACAUUUAUUUAUAUUUAACUAAUCAAUCAUUUUUAUCGCGGAUAUAAUCCUUGUUAGGUAAGAGAAAUCUGUAAUAAGAAUCCACUCCAGUUCUAUACUAACAAUUAAAGAAACGAGACGCGAUUUAAUGUUUUGCAGGUACAAAAUAGCAAUUCUUGCAUAGUGUCAAAUAUCGUAAUUCUAGUGUUUAGAAAAGAAAAUUGGCUAAAUGAUUCUGACAAAACUGUAAGGUGGAUCGAAAAAAUGAUCUGGAAAUCUCUGGCGUGACUGUAUAUCUAUUACGUACUAAAUUGUUUUUCGCUGUGUGAAAAUUCUACCACCUUGAGUGCUCGUGGAGAAACGAUUCUGUGAUUUUUAUUUCUUUUUUUAAAUGUACAAAGACAAUUUAGAAUUCAAAAUGCAAUAUAUAACCUUAGUGUUUAUUUGCAAUUUUAAUAGAGUUAUUUUAUAUUCUACAAAUAAAGUAAAAAGCGUACACCCUGUUUGUAUGUAGAACGUUGCUCGAAGAUUUUAAAAUAUUGUUUUCUGGGAAUGUGUGAAAUUCCGCGAAAUUCUUUUCGAGUCUUAUAAAUACUUGAAUGAUCCUAGAAGUUGAGAAUGACGCGGAUUGCGAGACAUGUAAUUUUACAAAUCAUCUCAUCAUUUCUUCGUAAACAGAUUCAGUUGAAAAUGUCUGAUACACAUCACAAUUAUAAACUUCCUCAAUACUCAGUCAGUACAUUUUUAAUUCGAAUUUCAGCGACACAGCUUUUAUGUUUUUAUAUUUUACGUUAAAAAAGUUACAUUUCUAUACCGAAACACAGGAUCAUCCUAUGAAAUGGAAAUAAUUGUAUAAAGUCUUCCUCCUCUUUUUGCCUUUGAAUGUCAAGUUGAGAACCCUAUAUUUAAAAUCCUAUUGUUAUUCGUAACGAUAUUCGACCUGAGGAAAAGAAAAAUGAUUCGUGCGAGAGCCUGAAUUAUAAACAUAAUUAAAUUGACCGUCCAAUCACAUUUUCAAAUCAUUAAGAUUGUUUAUUAAAUUAUUUGUUCUUACCUAAUGGUCUUUUUAGUCUCGAAAUUGUCUUAGUACCUGCAUUGCGUAGAAGUUAAUGAAUCAUUCCGAAUGUGUAAACAUUGUAUAAUUUUGAGGUAAGAUUAAUAUUUAUACAGUUGGUAAAAUUAUUUAACGAAAUCGAUUUUUCACCUUACUUUAAGAUCUGUCUGGUUAUCCUAUUGUGUAUAUAUCGACACGCAUACUAUAUAAAUAAAUAAAAAUGAUAUACGUUCUG